UCCAUUUUCAAUUCAACCAACGCUUUUCGGAAUAUUAUUACAUUAUGGCUACUGUAAACAAAACACUUCACACUCUUGUUUUCUUACUACUCUUGGCUCUUGGGAUAUGCUCUGCCACAAGUAGGGUUUUGCUCACUUUUGAUGGCAUUGGAGGUGGGAGUGGUGGCGGCUCCGGUGGUGGUGGUGGUUAUGGACUUGGUGGGGAUCAUGCUGGUGUUGUUGGUUAUGGAGGUGGGAGUGGUGGUGGAGAAGGUGGAGGAGUAGGAUAUGGUGGUGCUGGUGGUGGACAUGGUGGUGGUGGAGGAGGCGGAGCUGGGUAUGGUGCUGGGGGUGAUCAUGGUAUUGUAUAUGGCAGUGGUGGUGAAUAUGAGGGACAGCCAGGUGGUGGAUACGGAGGAGGAGAAGGAGGUGGGGCCGGUGGUGGUUAUGGUGGCGGUGCAGAACAUGGAUAUGGAGGAGGUGGUGGUAGUGGUGGUGGUGGUGGAGCUGGGUAUGGUGCAGGUGGAGCUCAUGGGGGAGGAUAUGGUUCUGGAGGAGGAGCUGGUGGAGGAUAUGGUGGUGCAGGUGAGGAACACGAUAGUGGUUAUGGGAGCGGGGGCGGCGGAGGGUCUGGAGGAGGUUAUGGUGCUGGUGGAGACCAUGGUGCAGGUGGUUAUGGGGGUGGUGAAGGAGGAGGAUCAGGGGGAGGCUAUGGUGGUGGUGCUGGUGGAGAGCAUGGCAUUGGUUAUGGAGGCGGUUCAGGUGGUGGAUCCGGUGGAGGAUAUGGUGGUGCUGGUGGAGAACAUGGCAUUGUCUAUGGAGGAGGUGGCGGAAGUGGUGGUGGGGGUGGUGUAGGGUACGGUGGUGCUGGAGGAGCACAUGGAGGUGGCUAUGGAAGUGGUGGCGGAGCUGGUGGAGGCGGUGGAGCAUAUGGUGGUGGUGCUUAUGGUGGCGGAGCUGGUGGUGGCUCUGGUGGAGGUGGUAGUUAUGGGGCAGGCGGUGCACAUGGUAGUGGUUAUGGAGGAGGCGGUGGAAGUGGGGGUGGUCAUGGUGGUUAUUAUAUUCCCUAAGAAAUUCUAAAGAUGAAAGUAUCUCCUUUGAUCUAUCCACAUACAUUAAGCAUGAUGUAUUUAAUAUUAGUAAGAGUAUCAUAAUAAUCACAAUCAUAAUUAUAUUAAACCAUUACAACUGCCAGAUUAUCAAUUAUUGAAUUAUAUGAAGCAAAAAUAUUUGUUCCUUUUA
This is a messenger RNA of Arachis duranensis, 1221 nucleotides long. Its product is annotated as glycine-rich cell wall structural protein 1.8. The record is from RefSeq and is a predicted model, not a curated record. The transcript has a single exon. Bases 45 to 1049 code for a protein of 334 amino acids. NCBI's taxonomy places the organism in Eukaryota, Viridiplantae, Streptophyta, Magnoliopsida, Fabales, Fabaceae.